Molecule: messenger RNA, 7579 nt
Organism: Mytilus californianus (California mussel)
Lineage: Eukaryota; Metazoa; Mollusca; Bivalvia; Mytilida; Mytilidae
Product: neurofilament heavy polypeptide-like
Exons: 9
Coding region: 137-1675 (512 amino acids)
Source: RefSeq, a predicted model, not a curated record
AUGACGUUAAACACAAGCGACGUCAGCAUGAACCCAUGAUACGUGUUACAGAUGAAGAAAAGUGCCAUAAGUUUCACAGAUUAACCAUAUUUAAGCUUUAAUUUGACCAAACAGUAAUUUAUUUCUUAUUAGCACAAUGGAGUUACUCGAGAUAGUAUCGCCAAAUGUUGCUUUUCCUGUUGUAGGCGUUCUUUUAUGUGCUUUUCUGGUGUUUGCUUUUGGGUUCAAGUCACCAGCUCAGCCACCAAGCUUUAGUUACCUGGAAGAUGACAGCAAGAAAAAGAAAUCAAAGAAGCAUAAGCAAACUAAAAGUCAGACCAAUGGUCAUGCUGUAACUGAACCAGAGUCCCAACCAAUCAAGACUGAAUCUUCUCCAAAGCAAAAGAAACAGACCACACCAAAGCCAGUCAAACCAACCAAACAAGAACCUAUUAAAAAGAAGAAAGCUUUGAAGGAGCCUGGGGAAGAAAAGCCAAAUAUUAAGAAUGAACCUGUUCAUGAUGAUACAGAUGGAUGGACAACCUUGGUGAAAGGAGGAAAAAAAAAAGGAAAGAAAACAGAAACUGUUGAGGAAAAGGUGACUGCAGACAAGAUUGUUGUUGAGAAGGUUAAAGAAGUAACUGCUGCUGUUGUAUCUGAUGAACCCCCACAAGAGCAAAGGAACAAAAAGAAACAGAAGAAAAAGGCAGGAAAGGAAGCAGAUGAUGUUGAUGUUAAAGUAGAGUCCAGCAAACCUCCAGUUGAACCAGUCAAAGUUCCUGAACCAAAACAGGAUGAAGGCAAAUUUGAAGAAGCAUCUAGCAAGAAAACAAAAUCCAAAAAGAAAGCUGAAAAUAAAGUAACUGAUAGUCAGAAGGAAGAAGUGAAAGUUGAAGCUAAGAAAACUGAAGGUAAAGCUAAAAAUGAACCUAAAGUUCAGACAGAAGCAAAAGCCAAAACUGAACCUAAGGUUCAAACAGAUACCAAACCAAAAAAACCAGUAGAGACUAAAACAGAAGCCAAACAAGAUGUGAAACCUAAGGAUGUAAAGCAAGAUGCUAACCCAAAGGAAACCAAGAAAGAAGUUAAACCUAAGGAGGCCAAACAAGAUGUUAAGUCAAAGGAAGCCAAGCAAGAUGUUAAACCUAAAGAGGUCAAACAAGAUGUUAAGUCAAAGGAAGCCAAGCAAGAUGUUAAACCUAAAGAGGUCAAACAAGAAGCCAAACCAAAAGAGGCCAAGCAAGAUGUUAAACCAAAAGAGGCCAAGCAAGAAGCUAAACCAAAAGAAACAAAGACAGAUAAACAAAAAGAAGGAAAGAAACAAGAAGCUGUCAAACCUAAAGAAGACAAAAGUGAAGCAAAGACAAAGAAACAGAAGAAUGAAUCUAAACCAGAGGAAGUUAAACCAAAGGAAAAGACUACUGAACCAAAGAAAGGAAAAAAGGCUGCUGAGAAAAGUGAAGCAAAAGCGGAGACCAAACCAAUUACACCUGACCAACCUGCAAAAGGUACUAAUGAUUUUGUACUCAUACAUCCCCAAGAUGUGGAACCAGUGAAGUCCUCUCCAGUGGACAGUGAUAAAAAUUCAUCAGAAAAUACUGGAUCUGACAUGUCUGUCUCUUUUGAUGAACUUGGAGAUUCCUGGGUAGAAGCUAAACCAAAGAGUAAAAAGAAGAAAGCAAGACGUGAGAAUUAAGUAGAAACCAUUCCUGUGAUACAGGUGUAAAGUGCUACAGAGCCAAGGCCAGUCAUAAGAUAGAGAACCCCUCAAGUCUGAUAUUAAGUUGGACUUAUUUUGUUUUGUUAUACAUGUAACAAAAACAAAGCUAAAAUAUUUAAAUGGCCUAGGUUUCCAAUGUCAGAAAUUUGUUUAUGUUUACGUUAUUUUCUGUUAGCUUUUUUUGACAUUUUUACAUCCUAUUGAUUGACAUUUUUACGUUUUUGUGAGGACCAUUUUUUCCAAGCUUCUUUUUCUUUGAAUCCAUAGAUAUGUUUUUUCGUUACUUAAAGUAUGAGUACUCAGUUUUGUUUCGAGGGGACAUACUAGUAGUUUUAUUGGUAGUGCUUGUCAGAUAAACUAUGGUAUUAUAGAAGUAUUACAUUUUAGUUGAUGAAUUUGCAAAACAUUUGAUUCUACGCACACUAAAAAAUACCAAAGAAUCCAUGACACAUUUUUAUAUUUUUUAUUGAGUUAAAUAAUUUUCAAAACAGACAUGAUGUUUUAGAAUCAAUGAAAUGAGAAGAAUUUUCAGGGACCUUUUUAGUUUUACUUUAUGGUCAGGUAUAUGUUGUUUCUCAUAGUUAAAAAUUUAGAAGUCGUCUGUAAUGCUCCAUCUCCUUUGGAUGAAAAUGAAUGAUUGAAGUAACAAGUUCAUUUCUAGAAUUACCUCUAAAAAAUUCAGAUGUUAUUUCACAAUUACAGUAUUGGCAAAUGUCAAGUCCUCUGACACCGACCAGAUAGCAAAGUUCCUGCCAGCAAGUUUAAUACAAUAUAUUUAUAUCUAGUCUAAUGUAGUUGGAAAAGUUAUAGGUGAUUGUGUUGUUCAAACAGGAGCAAUUUUGUUGAAGAUUGUGGAUUGAAUUUGAAAAUAAUACCUAAUAUUUUAAUUCAUGUGUAGUGUUUUCUUCCUUCAGAAAGAAAAAUACAAAAUUCUAAUUGCAAAAUUCAAGUUGAAUUUUAAAUUAGAUAUAAAUGCAAUGAAAAAUAGUCAAAAAUAUAGAUCAACAUUAAAGAAAAAUUAUUAUAAAGAAAUGAAUCAUACAUUAUUCAUAUACCUUUUUUUUUUAUUAUACUUCUUUUUACCAUUAUGAAAUACUUGGUGCAGGGAUCAAUGUAUGCCAUGUCAGGUUAGCCUGUUUUUAAAAUUGGUUGAGUGGCAGUAAUUUUAAAAUGAAUAAGGGUAGGCUUAUUACUGGUGCUAUGUAAACAUCUAGUCUGUAAUUACAGCAAUAUUUGUAUCUCAUAUCAUAACAGAUGUUUCAUAACACUGACAAAACUUUUAACACAUAUCUUAAAUUUAGGUCAAAUACUUUCAAUGACAAUGCAUAUAAAGGUUCACAAUUAUUAUUCAUACUGAUAUUUUGAGUUGGAUGGUAGAACAAUUAACUCUGUGUAGCAGUGCUUCAAGCAAUUUGACCACCAGAUUCUGGUUUAAUACCACCAUUUAAUUUCUUACAUUUUCAUUUCUAUAAAUACACCAUUAAAUUAUAUGAAAGACAAAGAAAGAUCUUGUAAAAUUUAUUGUUAUAAUAGAUUAAGAACUCCAUUAUAAGUUUCAGAAGUUCAUUGGAAGGUGUAGAAAUGAUCAAGUUUUGUGUCAUGAAAGAUUACUGAUAUCUGUCUGAUUGCGUCCAUUUAUAUAAUUCCUGGAAACAAGUUUUUUCAAAGGACUUGAGCAAAUGUACAAGGAGCUGCUGGACAGUUCAUAAUGAAAUAGAUUUUAAAAAAGGACACAAAUAUUAUUAAUAAUGAUUUUUAAAGAUGUAUAAUGUAUAUAGAAUUAGUAAAGGGAAAUAAAAUUGAAGAGUAAUAAUUGCACCAGAAAUUGUUUUAGUAUAAUUUCCUAAUAUCAGGAACUCUUGAGUUUGCUUUAGUUUACACAGAAACUUUUCCCAGGAGAAUUAUGACUCCGUCCUUCGGAAGUGUGGUUGUGAUGGAUGAUCGAUAUCUUAUUCUUGUGUGUUAAAGACUGGCAUUAUCCAGGUAACUGUGAUUACAAAGAGAUUGUGUCCCUUGAAAAUUCCUUGAAAAUUUUAAGUUCCUUGCUGAACUUAAGAAAGGUAGGAUUCUUUCCUGAUGUUUGUCAGAUUUAGUGAGGUGAGAAACAUGGAUUGUUUAUAUUAUAAGUAUGUCUGAAAUUUCAGAUUAAUACUAUUUCAACAUAAGUUUUUUACAUCAAAUUUGGGCUUUAUAUAAAAGAAAAUAAGCUACUGAUAAUAAGGGCACAAUUUUAUUUGGUAGUUUCCUUAAAUCUAAUUUCUUAUAGUUGUUGAAUUUUUUGCUAUCUCCUGGUUGAAUUUUGUUAUGUAUGCUUCAAUGAGGUGUUGGGGAAACAGAACAUAUUUGCAAGUUAUGUCGUAGUUAAAAAAAUAAUUUCCAGUGAUAAUCAAGGGAACUUAGUGACAUUGCAUAGACAAAUCAGAUUACAGUUGAAUCUUAGUUCAGAUUUUAAAACUGACUGGUUGAAGAAAAUUCUUCUGUUGCUCCUGUAAUAUGAUGCAUUGAUAAAGGAAAUUAUGAUUACUGAAUCAAUUAACUACAAUUUUCAAAAUGUUUUAUUGAUAAAAAAUAACUUGCUCUGUAAGAGUUAAACUCUGAAACUUUUCAGGAGUAAUUGAAGAUCUGUUUUUUUAUUGAAAGGGACACUAGUAGAAGCUUCAAAUUUAAUCUAUUAAUUUUCACUGAUCAAUCAUAUGUAGUUUACCAAUAUACUUUAGUUAUAAUUGAUAAUAAGGAGAGAAAAGUAGAAGGUUUUAUUUAAUAAUUAAUUGUAUGUUAUAAGCGAGUUUAGCAUCAUGUGCUUGAUGUUCAUAAUUGAGAGGGGGUGAAUGUGUUGGUAUAGGGUAUAAAUGAAUGAACGGUAGAAUGUGGACCAAAUUAUUUUUGUAUAUAUAAUUACUAAUAUAUUAUGUAUAUGUAUGUCAAAUUAUAUCAAACAUGUCAGAUCUUCCAUACUUAUUGUUAUUUUUAUUUCUCUAUAAAAAUUGUUAUAUUUUUUUGAUUUUUAAUAUGACCAUACAUGUGCAUGAAGUUGAUAUGAUGUCCAGCAUUUCUGUUGUCUUAUUCAGACCUCAUAGUGCAGCUUGUAUUGUCAGAUGAAAGGUGCAUACCAGUAUAUAUUGCUUUCACAUUUGUAAAUUUUAUUAAAGAGGAAAUUGUUAUUUAUAUUAAUUUAUAUACAAGAAUGUGCAAAAAGUCAAUUACAUAUUGAAACAAAUAGUUACUAAACAUCAGGAAAUUUUAAGCAUUUUAGCUUUAUAUGUUAAGGUUCAGAUUCACAGAUUUAAAAAUACAAAUGUUUAGCAAGUGCUUUUUAUGUACAAUUACUUUUGGUAUUAAUCUGGUAUGUUUUUGAAAUGAAUUAACUUUACUAAAACACUGAAAAAUUAACGUAAAUAUAGCAAUGAUCGUCAAAGAGGAAGUGGGUGAACUAGAAGUAUCCAUCUGUUCACAAUGAUAAUAGGAUUAUGUCUUAGACAUACCAUAACCAGUGAACAUCUACUGAAAAAAUCUAUCAAAUUACAGAAUAUUUAUUUUUGUUUGUAUGUCAGAUUUGUUUGAGGGUGCUUAUGAUUAUAAAUAUCUUUUCGGGAGAUUUAUCUUCUGGAACAGGUGAAAGUGUUGAUGCAGAGUUUGACAAUAACCUAAUUGAAUGAUUAGCUGGAAAAACUUAGGAAGCAUAAUGUUAAAUAACAUCAAUAUUUAAAACUAAAAUAGUGUAAUACAGACAGGAGGGUCGUAAUGGGGGUAUCUUCAUGACGAAUAACGGUAAAAUAUCUUGCAAAAUGACGUUAACAGUAAUUUUUGGUGCAUGACAAUAAAAUGUACAUUUUCUUUUUGAUGAUAAAAGAAUCGACUGAUUUUGACGAAUCUUGUUAAAUUCUUUCCAAAAAUAACGGUUACGGUUAAUUAUUUGUGACCUCUGACGAAUCACGAUAAGGAUACUUUGAUAAAAAAACGAUAAAAUUUUAACCAAUUUGACUCUAACGGUAGCCGAAAAUUACCGUUAGACGCCUGGCGGUAAAGGGCAUUCCUAUCCUCAGACACUCAUCAUAAAACUCUGUGAUUGUUGUCAAACUCUGUAUAAACUUAUUUUAAGAAGUAAUGGUGCAUAGUCCUUCAUUGUUGUUGUCUUCCAAUAAUAUCAUGUUUAUAUCAGUCAUUACAAACACUACAUUCCAUAUCACAAAUAUUCCAGCUUUGAGUGUAGGAAUUUGCUUGGUAAUGGAAAAAUGCUUUUAUUUCAUCUGCUGUCAUGACUGUUUAGCAUUGUAUGUAUGUAACCUAUUAUAUGAAAUGUGACCAGAGCAGCCAAAAAUUAUUUCAUAUUUAUGAGAUCAGGGUUUAAAAUAAUUUAAUAUUUAAAUCCCAGGAUUCUUUAUUGUAAUGGAAGGACUUGUCAUGUUUUCAAAUCAGAUUCAAAUUAUCUUCUUGUGCAUAUAUUUGAAAUAUGUUUGAUUCUACUAUGAAUAGAAAGGUCAAACUUGUAUACACUGUAUUUACACAACUAUUUUCUGAUGAAUUGAACACCUGAAAGAAUCAAGACCAGGAUCAAGACCAGGAUUAAAAAAAUGGUUGAACCCCUGAAAAUAGACUUUUCCAUUAGUGUACAUUAAAGUGAAAACAGAAAACAGCUGCCAAAAUAUGAAUUUAUUUUAUUUUUUCAAGAUUUCGUCUUGCAAGUCUUAUUUGAAAUAUUUUGAUUACAUUUGCAUGGACUAUUAUUUUUAGGCAUUAAUUCUCAAUGUAGUUUAAUUUGUUUCUAACGUCAAGUAUAGGGCUCCUUUGUUUUGUGUUUAUUCCUCUUGCCAAUUAUUCUGUUGAUAUUACAUACAAAUUUUCAGUAAGCUCAUAAAAUAUAUGUUUUACACAAAAAUUAAUGCAAGUUCCUUUAAUCUCAAUCUCAGUCAUACAUACACCUAUAAAAUAUUCAGUGCAUUACCUUGUUACUUAUGAAUUUAUAUCACAUCUUUACUUUUUAAGAUUGCAUACUAUUUAUUGACAUGUUUUGAGAGGUUAAUUAGUAUUUACAACACACAUUAUAACCACAUUAACUUACUUUGUCAUUGUAGGAAGCCUCUGUCUCUUACAUUUCUAAUGUUUAAGUAAUCAUAUACAAUGAAGAUAAAAUUUGAAUAAGUUCUACAAAAGCAUGAACUGUUUGUCAGGAAAUUUGCACUUCAGUCUCAGUGAUGUCUUCAAUCAGACUGAAAUUCAGCUUCUAACCUUGUCUUCAAUGUCAGUUUUAAAUGCAGUGCUCGGCAAAACUUCCUAACAAAUUGAAGAGCAAACUUUUGGUGAAUGUAAAUUCAGAAAUUAUUGCAUGUAUUUAUGCGAGAUAAAAUAUUGCAGUUGCAGGAAAAGCUGCAUACAGAAAUAUGUCUUGGAUUAUUAUUCGCAUUUAUAAAAACCUUGCAUUGAUUUCUGAAUUUACAGUAUUGUGAAAAAGAUCUAAUGCACCAGAUUUUUUAGUAUAUGAAAUGUAAUGUCUCUAGCAACUUUAUAAGUUUUGCAGGGUUUGUCUGAAGUUUUGUGUGCAAAAAAAUCAUGAAGCAGUAAAGUAAAUUUUGUAUGUUUUAAUAUGAAAGAACUUAAAUAUUUAAAUUUUAAAGAGGAUAUUUAACUGCAGAUAUUAUUUUGUUGCAAAAAAUUUAUAUUUUUUGUUUUGUUUAGGAUUUUAUAAAUGACUAGUGAAAGCUUCAUUGUUAAGUGAUAGAAGAAAAAGGUAAUAUAUGAAAGAUUUUAAAGUAAUCAUGUAACUAUGGAAACAGGGUGUUUCAAGGGGAGAUAAUUCUAAGUCAGAAAGUGCAAUGUUAAUCAUGAUAUUUCUUGUUAUUGUUAGUCAUUGUACUGAGAAAUGAAAUAAAAACUAAUGUUUUA